Molecule: messenger RNA, 1097 nt
Organism: Aspergillus pseudonomiae
Lineage: Eukaryota; Fungi; Ascomycota; Eurotiomycetes; Eurotiales; Aspergillaceae
Product: kinase-like domain-containing protein
Exons: 3
Coding region: 1-1047 (348 amino acids)
Biological process (GO): protein phosphorylation
Molecular function (GO): ATP binding; protein kinase activity
Source: RefSeq, a predicted model, not a curated record
AUGUCCAAGACGUCAAAAGGCGACCCGAAACUGCGUCACUUAAUACACGAAGUGUCAAAAAAAUAUGUCGCUAUCAGAGUCUGUACAGCAGACUCAGAUCCGCACGAAUUGAACGUGCUUUCUGAUCUUUCCAACUCGCGACGGGACUUGGGCGAUAGUCUGGGGAAAGCUAUGAUACCUUUCAUCUUGGACACUUUCGAGAUCCAAGGUCCAAAUGGCACCCAUGCAUGCUACGUGACUCUCCCAGCGAAGAUGAGUCUUUCCAAUGUGAAGGAUGGAUCAUAUAUUCGCCUUUUUAAGUUAGAAGUUGCGCGAGCAUUGGCAGCACAGUCUGCAGUUGCAGUUGAGUACGUACAUUCACAAGGUUUUGCUCAUGGUGACCUUCACUACGGCAAUGUUCUCAUUCAGCUACCCUCUGGAUUAGAUUAUGGACAGUACGGCCAGCCAGAGACUGUGGCUAUCACUCGUUUUGACGGCAAAGAGCUCCCUUCAUCUAAAAUCCUGCUCUCCGACUUCGGUGAGGCAUUCUCUCCUACAAGGGAAAAAAAAUUUGAGUCGCAUACUCCUCUUGUAAACCGGGCCCCGGAGACUCGUUUCGAAUCAGCCAACCCGCUUUCUUUUCCCUCAGAUAUUUGGUCGCUUGCCUGCUCAAUCUGGGAUAUUAUUGGCCAAAACCCAUUGUUUGAAGGUUUUCUGGCGACCGAGGACGAUAUAGCCUGCGAGCAUGUUGAUGCACUUGGUAUUCUGCCCCCUGACGGGUGGAACAAAUGGGAGGUGCGUCGAAAUAUGUUCAGCGAAGAUGGGAAGCCGAUAGAUUGCCGGCCGUAUCAAUCAUGGGAGGAUCGUUUCGAAGACAGUGUGCAGCAGCCUCGACAGGCGGAAGGAAUGCCGCUAUUUGAGCCAGCCGAAAGAGAUGCCCUUUUCUCCAUGCUCAGGCCAAUGCUUUCUUUCAAGCCCGAAAGUCGCCUUUCUACUAAGGAGGUUCUGGCGUCUGAAUGGAUGGUGAAAUGGGCCCUGCCUGAGUGUGCAACGAUUUGGAAGUCUUGACUCAUGGCAGGUGUCGACUACGCGACACAGUGCUUUGAAGGCAUGAAAGC